Erigeron canadensis is the source of this 1180-nucleotide messenger RNA. RefSeq lists its product as uncharacterized. NCBI's taxonomy places the organism in Eukaryota, Viridiplantae, Streptophyta, Magnoliopsida, Asterales, Asteraceae. The transcript has 6 exons. The record is from RefSeq and is a predicted model, not a curated record. The coding region runs from base 212 to 973 and encodes 253 amino acids.
UUCAAAAGGACUUUUUAAAGCAAAAUUCCCUUUGCUAUGUAGCCGGUCAACUGAGUAGACCAUUCCACCAAUAAAUAACACAUUACCUCACCUCCUGGACUGGACACACCAUUCUACACUCCAUUGUCCUCCUUUCUACACUCUACUCACUGACUUGACUUCAUUCACACGCACACAGAGUGAGUGAGUGAGUGAUUGAGAGAAAAAGAAAAUGGAAAGGUUUUGGGAAAAAGCAAAAUCAAUAGCAGAAGAGGCAACAAAAAGAUCUCAAUCCCUAACCUUAACCAACUUAAAAAUCGCCGAUAUCGUUACGGAAACCGCCAAGCGAUCUAAAGACAUUGCCGCCGAAGCUUCAAAGAAAUCUGCUGCUCUGCUUUCACUCUCCUCCGUUUCUAACCCGGAAUCAUCCGAAAAAGAAGAGGAGCGUCUUGGGAUCACGGAGGAUCUCAGAGACUUUGUUAAAGGACUCACUCUGUCUACCUUUCAAAGCUUCCCCUUUCCAGAUGAUUUGGCGUCUGAGGUGGCUACUGUCUCGAAUGUAAGGCAAGAUCUUUCAGAAUGGCAGCAGAAACAUGCAAAUCUUGUCCUCACAUCCAUCAAGGAAGUGUCUAAGUUGAGAUACGAAUUAUGCCCAAGGCACAUGAAAGAUGGGAGAUUUUGGAGGAUAUAUUUUACACUUGUGAGCACUCAUGUAUCACCUUAUGAAAGGAAAUUCAUAGAAGAGAGCAAACUAAAACAAAUAUCACAAACAGAUAAUGAAAAAUCCAAUCAAACUCUAGCUGUUGGACCGGAAGUGACCGGGGCAGAGCUUAAAAGCAAGACCUCUACAUCUGAACAGGACUUGGAUUCCUAUCUUUUGGGAGAUCUUGAUGACAGUGAUGGUCAUCCAGAUGACGAUAAUAAUGAUGGUUUUGAUGAUGACGAGGAUGAUUUCGACAAGAUUGAAAAUUCUGAAAUAGAAGAUGAAAAGUAACUAAAAGGACCAGGGGCACGACAAGGGCAGGAGGGAGAUACUGUAUUAAUUUGUAAUUUUGUUUAUAUGGUAUGUGGCAAUGAGAAGUAGACCGACUGCAAGAUGUUUUUUAAUCUGUUUGUUCUAUUAUGUUCUUCAAUGAUGUUAAAUACGGAUUUCUAAUAGAAAAAAGAACAUGAUUUCUAGUAUAAAAUUUCUUACAUCAUA